Nothoprocta perdicaria is the source of this 2683-nucleotide messenger RNA. It is a transcript of the gene TSEN54, whose product is annotated as tRNA splicing endonuclease subunit 54. NCBI's taxonomy places the organism in Eukaryota, Metazoa, Chordata, Aves, Tinamiformes, Tinamidae. The record is from RefSeq and is a predicted model, not a curated record. The transcript has 12 exons. Gene Ontology annotation, biological process: tRNA-type intron splice site recognition and cleavage. Gene Ontology annotation, cellular component: tRNA-intron endonuclease complex. The coding region runs from base 1 to 1587 and encodes 528 amino acids.
AUGGGGCAGGCAGUUAYAGCUACGUCAGCAGCCAAGGGGGUGCGCGACGAGAACCAGAGCGCCGGCUACGAGCAAAUGAAGCUGACGGCCCGGCAGGCCCCGCCGCAGCCCCGCGGCCAGAAGGACUUCGCCCCCGACGGCUCCGAGGAGCAGGCGGAGAAGCUGCGGCGCUGCCGCGAGGAGCAGUGGCGGCUGCUGGCCGAGGAGCGCGUGGAGCGGCCGCGCAAAGCGGCGAGGGGCGAGUGGCAGCCGGGCCGGGGCGUCGUGGAGCUGCAGACGCCCGCGGGCAAGUUCUGGCACACCAUGGGCUUCACGGAGCGGGGCAAGCAGUGCCUGCGGCCCGAGGAAGCGCUCUACCUGCUGGAGUGCGGCUAUGUCCAGCUCUCUUACAGAGACGUGCCCAUGUCCAUCCAGGAAGCCUAUGAGAUCCUGCUGGCCGACGAGGCAAUGAGCCUGCUGCACUACCAGGUAUUCAGCCACCUGAAGCAACUGGGUUAUAUUGUUCUGAGAUUCAACCCCAGCGCUGUCCUGUCUCCCUACGAGAGACAGCUGAACCUGGAGAGCCACUGCCAGGGCUCUGGGAAGCACCAGCGCAAGAGGAGGAGGAGUUCCAGCCCUCGGUCACAAGAGAAGAAGCCUAAGGUAUCCGAGGACCUUCCAGAAGCUGAAGGGACCUCCGAAAUGGCUGGUGAUGGCUGCAGAGAUUCGAGCUGCCUCCCCAUGGAUGAGACCCCUUCUUCAGAGCAGCCGAAGGAGUUGGAUGCUGGCAGUGGAGGGGGAGAGUCAGCCCUAGUCCCUCCUGAGACAGGACAAGGGAAGGAGGCUCCAAGCCCGUCCGGGAGUGGGGCUGYGGAGCACGGGAGGAGCAGCCCUGGCACCCGCGCGCCCCGCUGGGAUUUUGCCACCAUCAUGUUGCCCAACAUGGCCCCAGACGAGCUGUGCACGCGUCUCCCCUCGCCUGACAAGGAGCUGCUGCCCGAGAACGUGCCCGGGAGGGAGGUCGACGCUGCCUCCUGGUGCAGACGCAUCAAUCAGAAGCACGAGAAGCUCUCACGAAAGGAAAGGGAGCAGCUGGAGAGGGAGAGCAGGUACAAGAGCAGCGUCAACGCGGACAGGGAGGUGAGGGGCUGCUCCAACUGGCAGGAGUACAAAGCUCUCCUGGAGCAGAGGAGGCAGCASAAGGUUUGGAGGCGACCGCCGCAUCUCUGGGACCAAACUGUCACCCCGCUGCUGCGGCCGGAUGAAGCCACCUCCACAGCUGCCGUCCUCCAGCAGAUCAGCAUCCUGCAGCCCUCCCACAUCCUGGACGGAGCCUCCCGGCUGCAGGAGGACACGGAGAGCAUCACGAUAGACUUCAACGUGUAUCAAGCAGAUGCUGUGGCCAGGUUUAAGAAGACAAACCCUGGGAAGCCCUAUGUCAGGAUGUGUGUACGGAGCUUUGAUGAAGAUAUUCCGUCCCUCCGAGCUUUGAAGCAGGUCACGUAUCAGAGCGGGGAUGUCCCGGUGGUCUUUGCCCUGGUCGACUACGGAGAAAUUGCCUUUUAUUCGCUAAAGGAUUUCAAGCUGCCAGUUGAUAUUAAUCACUGAAGCUGCCGUCAAGUGCAGAAGGGAUGUGGGAUGAAGGGAAGAGAUUUAUUCAGGAUUUGCUUUCUUGAUUAAUGGAAUAUUGUGCAAAACGGAGCCUGUGAUAACCAACUUCUAUGCUUGGAGGUGGAUCCAAGCAAAGCAAUCUGACUGCAAUCGAGCAGUGUGGGCAGCCUGGUGGGGUGUUUCUGGCCUGCAAUCUGCACCGCUUGGUUCUGGAAGCCGCUGGUGCUCCAGCUUUCUGAUCUCAUGGACCGCUAGCUUUGACUAGUCCUGUCGUCUCUGUCCUGUGGACAACAGCCCUCCAUGGACACCUGUGCUAGGCCAGUCUGAGCAGUUGGAGGAUCAGUGAGGUCAGACGCGGCCGAAUAAGCUGAUCAGAUCAGUGGUGAUGCCCUGAGCCUCUGCUGUUCAGCUGCACCAACAGGCACCGGGUCAGAUCCUUUAUGAAAACAAAGUCAGCUGCAAAACUCAGCCCCAGGAAUCAACUUUCCGCGUAUUGACAGCAGGAAACUCUGGGCUUUAUGCUCUGUUUUGUCAACCAGAAAGCCCCAGAGUGUUGUGGCUGACGCCCCAGCCUCGUGCAGUGAUGCUGUCCUGAGAUGUUUUGGCCAUGCAGUGUUACAGCAUAUAAAAUAAUGCUGUAAUAUCAGCACACUGUGUCUGCUCUCACCAGGGCCGUGCUGCAGCUCUCUCUGGUUCCCCUGCCAACAUCCCCUUUCCAGGUGGUGGCUCCUUCCAACAUCCCUUUUUCAGGUGGUGGUUCCUUGUCUUUUCCUUUGCAAGUGAGAGAUCCUUCAAAAACAGAAGCUACAGUUGCCUUUCGAGCCAUCCAGUCCUGUGGCUGUCAUCGACAGGACAUCCCUAUGGUCGACAGGACCAUAAUGUGUCCUGUUAUUUCCAGGCCCUGCCUUGGGAGCCUCCUGCCAGGAUAUCCAGGUGCCGGAUCCGCUUUAGCCCCUAGGCAGACGGGGCAGUUGUGGCUGCUGCAGAGGCUGCUCCGUGGUGGGAGGUGCUGAGCAGCGCUGCGUUCGGGAUGUAGCUUCCUUCGGAAAUGUAGUGUUUUAUGUGCAUUAGUUUUGAUAAUCUUGGCAUUUCU